Messenger RNA from Impatiens glandulifera, 1391 nucleotides. RefSeq names its product microtubule-associated protein 1B-like. Bases 259 to 1113 code for a protein of 284 amino acids. Lineage: Eukaryota; Viridiplantae; Streptophyta; Magnoliopsida; Ericales; Balsaminaceae. The record is from RefSeq and is a predicted model, not a curated record. The transcript is spliced from 4 exons.
ACUGAUGGCUCUCUUCAUUUCCGCAAAAUUCCCUCUAGAAGAUUUCCCUUUUCGAGCAUUGCUAGGGUUUUAAUCAUCUUCAAGCAUUUCCGGGUAUGUGUUUAUAAGGAGGAGUCCGCCGCUGCUUGAGUAAGAACUCUGAAUUACCAUAACUAAUCCUCCUCUUGCAACCCUGUUUCAGCCUUUGAUCUGAUCGUGGAAGAAGCAAGCACCCAACUUUCUGCUAUCUGCUCCAUUUCAAUUGAAGAAGGUACUCUAAUGGCGUCACCUGUGCCCGCUAAGUCUCAGACUGCACUAAGCUUCUCCUUGCCUCAAUGGAAGCUGACGAAGAACCACUCGAGCAGUCAUCGUCGAAGUGCAGAUUCAUCCCCCCAUCAGCAAUUACCACCGCAUGAAUCAUCUCCAGGGCAAUCAUCUGUUAGGAAGGAGUCUCCGAUGAGAGACUCUUCAUCUGAAUCUGAGUCUAGCCACGAGCCCGCUGCGAAACGGAAGAAGACAUCUCCCCAGGCUGAGAGUGGAAAGAAUGGCUCUUUCGGAUCUUCUUCUUCUGAUCAAGCCAUGAUCAAAGAGGAUAAGCCUGCUGAAGUCUCUGAUCAUGAUAAAGACGAGAGUAAAGAGUCCAAAACGAAGACCCAGUUUCGACUGAAGAGGGCAUCCUCGAAGAAGAACAAACCGUGUGAGGCUCAGGAAGAAUGGAAAGCUCCAAAUGCUGCUGAAGGGGCGGAAGUGGACGAGUCGUUGGCCAAGACAUGGAAUUUGAGGCCAAGAAGGCAUACCCAGAGGCAAUCUGAUACUGAUGAAGGUAAUCCGUCAAUGGCAAUGGCUGAAACUAAACUUCAGCCAUCACAGAGUCUCCCUAAGGGGUCAGAGAUUCGCAGUGCUCCUCUGCUGGAAGCUGCAAAAAAGCAGAGAACUAAGUUCUCCAUCACACUCGCUCGGGAUGAGAUCGAAGAAGAUAUUUUUGCUAUGACUGGAUUAAAACCAUCCAGAAGGGUAAAGAAGAGAUCGAGGAGCAUCCAGAAACAACUUGAUAAUGUAUUUCCUGGUUUAUGGCUUUCUUCAACUGUAACCCCUGAUGCAUACAAAGUCUCUCGAAUGCAUAAGAAGGAUUGAGUGUGGAGAUGUUUGAGAUCAUCAUCAGCAGCAUGAAGACACAGAUAGCUGGAAGGAAGAUAGUUGUUAUUUGUUCAUUUUGCCUUUUUUAUACUUUAUAAACUAUUCUGGAAUUAUAUACUUCAAGGCAUUUGGCUGGAAGAGCUUCUUGGUUUUUAUUUUACAAUAGUGACAGAUACAGGUCUCAAUGACUGACCCACCUCAUUACAUUACAGAUUUUUUUUUUUUUAUAAAUUAUUUGAAACCAUUAUUUCCAUAUGCUUGGAUUAUUUGAUUCA